Molecule: messenger RNA, 4137 nt
Organism: Jaculus jaculus (lesser Egyptian jerboa)
Lineage: Eukaryota; Metazoa; Chordata; Mammalia; Rodentia; Dipodidae
Gene: Ogdh
Product: oxoglutarate dehydrogenase
Exons: 24
Coding region: 100-3216 (1038 amino acids)
Biological process (GO): tricarboxylic acid cycle
Cellular component (GO): mitochondrion; oxoglutarate dehydrogenase complex
Molecular function (GO): thiamine pyrophosphate binding; oxoglutarate dehydrogenase (succinyl-transferring) activity
Source: RefSeq, a predicted model, not a curated record
GCCGAGAGUUUGGUGCCCGGGAGUGGGGUGUCGGCUCCUCAUUCCGGUGGAGCUGAGCGGGAAGACAGGUUGUUAAAGACCUCAGGACAAAAAAAAAAAAUGUUUCAUUUAAGGACUUGUGCUGCUAAGUUGAGGCCAGUGACGGCUUCACAGACUGUUAAGACAUUUUCACAAAACAAACCAGCAGCAAUUAGGACGUUUCAACAAAUUCGUUGCUAUUCUGCACCUGUGGCUGCUGAGCCCUUUCUGAGUGGGACUAGUUCAAACUAUGUGGAGGAGAUGUACUGUGCUUGGUUGGAGAAUCCCAAAAGUGUACAUAAGUCAUGGGAUAUUUUUUUUCGCAACACCAAUGCUGGAGCCCCCCCAGGCACUGCCUACCAGAGCCCUCUUACCCUGAGCCGAAGCUCUCUGGCUUCAGUGGCCCAUGCACACUCUCUGAUGGAGGCACAACCCAACGUUGACAAGCUUGUGGAGGACCACCUGGCAGUACAGUCUCUCAUCAGGGCCUAUCAGAUACGAGGGCACCAUGUAGCACAGCUGGACCCCCUGGGGAUUUUGGAUGCUGAUCUGGACUCCUCCGUGCCCGCUGACAUUAUCUCAUCCACAGACAAACUUGAUCUUGCAGUUUUCAAGGAACGACUUCGUAUGCUAACAGUAGGAGGGUUCUAUGGCCUGGAUGAGUCUGAUCUGGACAAGGUCUUCCACUUGCCAACCACUACUUUCAUCGGGGGACAGGAGUCAGCACUUCCUCUGCGGGAGAUCAUCCGUCGGCUGGAGAUGGCCUACUGCCAGCACAUUGGUGUGGAGUUCAUGUUCAUCAACGAUUUGGAGCAAUGUCAGUGGAUCCGGCAGAAAUUUGAGACCCCUGGAAUCAUGCAGUUCACCAAUGAAGAGAAGCGGACCUUGCUGGCCAGGCUUGUGCGGUCCACCAGGUUUGAGGAGUUCUUGCAGCGGAAGUGGUCUUCUGAGAAGCGGUUCGGUCUCGAAGGCUGUGAGGUGCUGAUCCCUGCCCUCAAGACAAUCAUUGACAAGUCAAGUGAAAACGGAGUGGACUAUGUGAUCAUGGGAAUGCCACACAGGGGACGGCUGAAUGUGCUUGCGAAUGUCAUCAGGAAGGAGCUGGAGCAGAUUUUCUGUCAGUUCGAUUCAAAGCUGGAAGCAGCUGAUGAGGGCUCCGGGGAUAUGAAGUACCACUUGGGAAUGUAUCACCGCAGAAUCAACCGUGUGACUGACAGGAACAUCACCCUAUCCCUGGUGGCGAACCCUUCCCACCUGGAGGCUGCUGAUCCUGUGGUGAUGGGUAAAACCAAAGCUGAGCAGUUCUACUGUGGGGACACUGAAGGGAAAAAGGUGAUGUCCAUCCUCCUGCAUGGGGAUGCUGCCUUUGCUGGCCAAGGCAUUGUGUACGAGACCUUCCAUCUCAGUGACCUGCCAUCCUACACAACCCAUGGCACUGUGCAUGUGGUUGUCAACAACCAGAUUGGCUUUACCACAGACCCUCGGAUGGCUCGCUCUUCUCCCUACCCUACUGAUGUGGCCCGUGUGGUAAAUGCCCCCAUAUUCCAUGUCAACUCUGACGACCCUGAAGCUGUCAUGUAUGUGUGCAAGGUGGCAGCUGAGUGGAGAAACACCUUCCAUAAGGAUGUGGUCGUUGAUCUGGUUUGUUAUCGGCGCAAUGGCCACAAUGAGAUGGAUGAGCCCAUGUUCACGCAGCCACUCAUGUACAAGCAGAUCCGCAAGCAGAAGCCGGUACUGCAGAAGUAUGCAGAGCUGCUGGUGUCCCAGGGUGUGGUCAACCAGCCCGAGUAUGAGGAAGAAAUCUCUAAAUAUGAUAAGAUCUGUGAGGAAGCAUUUACCAGAUCCAAAGAUGAGAAGAUCUUGCACAUCAAGCACUGGCUGGAUUCCCCAUGGCCAGGCUUCUUCACCCUUGACGGGCAGCCCAGGAGCAUGUCUUGCCCCUCCACUGGCCUGGAGGAGGAUGUUUUGACCCACAUUGGGAACGUGGCCAGCUCUGUGCCUGUGGAGGACUUCACCAUCCACGGAGGGCUAAGCCGGAUCUUGAAGACUCGCAAGGAGCUGGUAACAAACCGCACUGUGGACUGGGCUCUGGCAGAAUACAUGGCAUUCGGCUCACUCUUGAAGGAAGGCAUCCAUGUCCGGCUGAGUGGCCAAGAUGUGGAGCGGGGCACCUUCAGCCACCGCCACCAUGUACUCCAUGACCAGAACGUGGACAAGAGAACCUGCAUCCCCAUGAACCACCUCUGGCCCAAUCAGGCCCCAUACACUGUGUGUAACAGUUCAUUGUCAGAGUAUGGCGUCUUGGGCUUUGAGCUGGGCUUUGCCAUGGCAAGCCCUAAUGCCCUGGUCCUGUGGGAGGCCCAAUUUGGUGACUUCAACAACAUGGCUCAGUGCAUCAUUGACCAGUUCAUCUGCCCAGGACAGGCCAAGUGGGUGCGGCAAAAUGGCAUCGUGCUACUGCUGCCUCAUGGCAUGGAGGGCAUGGGUCCAGAGCAUUCUUCUGCCCGCCCAGAGCGGUUUCUGCAGAUGUGUAAUGAUGACCCAGAUGUCCUGCCGGACCUUCAGGAAGAGAACUUUGACAUCAAUCAGCUUUACGACUGCAACUGGAUUGUUGUGAACUGUUCCACCCCUGGCAACUUCUUCCAUGUGCUGCGGCGACAGAUCUUGCUGCCCUUUCGGAAGCCGUUAAUCAUCUUCACCCCCAAAUCCCUGCUGCGCCAUCCUGAGGCCAGAACCAACUUUGAUGAGAUGCUUCCAGGAACCCAUUUCCAGAGGGUGAUCCCAGAAGAUGGCCCUGCAGCUCAGGACCCAGACAAGGUUAAGAGGCUCCUCUUCUGCACUGGCAAGGUGUAUUAUGACCUCACCCGAGAGCGCAAAUCCAGAGGCAUGGAUGAACAGGUGGCCAUUACAAGGAUUGAGCAGCUUUCGCCAUUCCCUUUUGACCUCCUUCUGAAGGAAGCACAGAAGUACCCCAAUGCUGAGCUGGCCUGGUGCCAAGAAGAGCACAAGAAUCAAGGCUACUAUGACUAUGUGAAGCCAAGACUUCGGACUACCAUUGACCGUGCCAAGCCUGUCUGGUAUGCUGGCAGAGAUCCAGCAGCUGCUCCAGCUACUGGCAACAAGAAAACCCACCUGACAGAACUGCAGCGCUUCCUGGACACCGCUUUUGACCUGGACGCCUUUAAGAAAUUCUCUUAGAUGCUCUUGGGGUUACUUGGGCCGUGGCCUCCCAUGUCCAUGAUGCUCCUUGCUUCUCAAAGAAUAGUGCCUCAGCACUGUCUACACUUCUGUCUUUGCUGUGCUGCACACUCCCCUGCUCUCAUAGGAAUUAGGCUAUGGUCCAUUCAUGUGCUCAGAUGCUCCCAUGGAGGUGGUGAGGAGCAGGAUGAGGAAAGGGACUCCUUGAAGACAUCUGGGACAAGGCAGCUUUGGCCCAGCACUCCCCACUGUGUCAUCCCCCAGGGUAGGAAGCCCACGUGAGUCCCACGUGGUUUCCCAGGGUGCUAGCAGUCCUUGUCACUCAGCAAGCAACAGAUCCAGGACUGUGGAUAACAUUGCCUUGCUGGGCCUAGCUGAGAAGCCACAGAGGAACUGUAACUAUUGAGUGAGCAGAAGAUGGUCUGAGGCAGCAGGGAGGCCUCAGCCUCAUCCAGCCCAACAACAUAAGAUCCAACCCACUGCCCUUUGUGGAGCCCAAGCCUUGUGUGAAGACUCUGCCCUACCCACUAAGGCUAGGCUCUGAGUAGGGUCCAGAAACCCUCUUGAGUCCCACAGCCCAAGCACUGGCUGCCCUCUUGGGCUCUUCCUCUCCUCUAGCCUCCUUUCCAGGCACUCCAUUUUCUUCCUGCUGUCCCUUGAAUGCAACGGAGACUCGGUGUACCCUUUCCUUUGCUAUACCAUGACAGGUUAAAAGCAGAAGAGGGAGAGGUGAGGGCAGACUGGACCGAGGGAACAUCUGCCCCCUUCUUCCCUCACUUAGACCUUCACAGGACAGAUUGAUUUAUUUAUUUUGUUUUUUGUUGUUCUUUUUUUUUUUUUUUUUUUUUUUUUUUGAAGACCAAAAACAACUUUGCAUUGCAUUGGCUUGACCCAUAAACUAAGUUAUCCAUGGCCAACUUA